UGGUUGUCUCUGCUGCUCCUCCCUCACAGUGUCGGUGUGCUCCGAGCUCUCAGCUCCAUGUGGUCUGAUAGAAGAUGAGAGAACAUGAGAGAGGACGGAAAGAGCCAGCGUCUCUCCAGCCCUGCUGCAGCACUCUGCCGGGGUCAGAGGUCAGACUGCACCACGAGCUGCAGGAUGUGUUGGGUUUGUGUGAGGAAAGAUCAGCUGGUAGCCAUGGCGAAGAGCUGGAGAAGGGCGGAGCCAAAGACUGUGCCUGGAUGGGAAAAGUUGGACACAGGUGUGAUCACCCGGUGGACAGUGCAGGUCUUUUCUCCUUCAUGACGUUUCAUUGGCUGACUCCUUUGGCUUCACUUGCCCGGAGAAAAGGACAGCUUCUCCUAGACGACAUAUGGCCCGUGUCAGAGCGGGAAAGUUGCCAUGCCAACAGCCUCAGGUUGGCGUCUCUGUGGGAGGACGAGCAGCAGUCUAAAGGCAGCGAGGCGUCUCUGUGCUCGGUGGUUUGGUCUUUCUGUCGGGCUCGUCUCCUCCUCUCCAUCCUCUGUCUCACCGUCACUCAGCUGGCCGGCUUCAGCGGCCCGGCGUUCGUGGUGAAGCGUCUGCUGGAGUACACCCAGCAGGACCAGUCAGACCUGGGCUACGGGCUGCUCCUGGUCCUUGGCCUCCUGACCACAGAGCUGGUCCGGUCCUGGUCUCUGGCUCUGACCUGGGCCCUUAACUACAGAACCGGGUCCAGGCUGAGGGGCGCAAUCCUUAGUUUGGCCUUCCAGAAGAUCCUGAAGCUCCGCAGCGUCAGGGACAAGUCCGUGGGACAGCUGGUCAACAUGUGUUCCAGUGAUGGUCAGAGGAUGUUUGAGGCAGCAGCAGUGGGCAGUCUUUUGGCAGGCGGCCCCCUGGUGGCCGUGCUCGGCGUUGCCUACAACCUUUUUAUUCUGGGGCCGACGUCUCUGCUGGGCUCGGCCGUCUUCAUCCUCUUCUACCCGACCAUGAUGUUCAGCUCCAGACUGACGGCGUUCUUUCGGAGGAGGGGCGUGGCCAUCACAGACCAACGGGUGCAGAAAAUGAACGAGAUCCUGAGCUACAUAAAGUUCAUCAAGAUGUUCGCCUGGGUCAAAGCCUUCGCACAGGACGUCCGCAGGAUCCGUGAUGAGGAGCGAAGGAUCUUGGAGAUGACGGGUUACUUCCAAAGCGUCACUGUGGGCGUGGCUCCCAUAGUUGUCGGCAUAGCCAGCGUGGCAACAUUCUCCGCCCACAUGUUACUAGGAUACGACCUGACGGCAGCUCAGGCCUUCACCGUGGUAACUGUAUUCAACGCCAUGACCUUUGCUCUGAAGGUCACUCCUUUCUCUGUCAAGUCUCUGUCUGAGGCGUCAGUCGCCAUGGAGAGAUUCAAGAGUCUCUUCCUGUUGCCGGAGGUUGAGGGCGUGCGUGCGUCUCCUGGUGACCCUCAGGUUGCUGUGGAGAUGUGUGGGGCCAGUCUGGCGUGGGACGGGGUUGGUCAGAGCGCUCAGCCCAGUCCAUGUUCCCGCACGGACAAGAGAGAGCGCGACAGAGACAGAGGGGUUCUCCAGGAGGAGCAGGUGACAGGCUCCCUGCUGAGAGGGGGAGGAGUCUCCUUAGGUCCAGAGGAGGAGGAAAGCCCCACCCCCCUGACAGCUGCCGCCGCCCACCAGUGUCUUCAGAGGACACUGCAUUGCAUCAACCUGAGAGUGAGACAGGGCGAGCUGCUGGGUGUGUGUGGGAGUGUCGGCAGUGGAAAGACGUCUCUGAUCUCAGCCAUCAUUGGACAGAUGACCCUGUUGGAGGGACGGGUGGCGGUUAGAGGACAGCUGGCCUAUGUGGCUCAGCAGGCCUGGAUCCUGAACGCGACACUGAGAGACAACAUCCUGUUUGGACAGGAGUACCAGGAGGACAGGUAUCAGACCGUACUGAACGCCUGCUGCCUCAGACCAGAUCUCACCCUGCUGCCCAACGCCGACCUGACAGAGAUUGGCGAGCGAGGUGCCAACCUCAGCGGCGGGCAGCGACAGCGAAUCAGCUUGGCCCGGGCCCUUUACAGCGAGCGGGACGUUUACAUCCUGGACGACCCGCUCAGUGCCCUCGACGCCCACGUGGCCAACCACAUCUUCCACAACGCCAUCAGGAAGCAGCUCCGUCAAAAGACCAUCAUCUUUGUUACCCACCAGCUGCAGUACCUGGUGGACUGUGAUGAUGUCAUCCUGAUGAGGGAGGGGAGUAUAGUGGAGCAGGGUAACCAUGACAACCUGAUGAAACUAAAUAUGGACUACGCCGCCAUGUUCAACCACUUCCAGCUGGGAGACACUCCUUAUAUGGAGGCUCCCAGCAGAAAGACAGGUUCUGGUCAGAGGAAACCAGUGGACAGUAAACCAGGAUCAGUGAAGAAGAACUCACCUGUCGUUAAGGAGCACGGGGAGGAGCGGCAGUGUGGGGGCGUGGCCUGGCCAGUGUUCCAGCUUUACAUGUCUGCGUGUGGUGGCUCCGCCUCCUGCCUCCUGAUCCUGGCUCUCUUUGUUCUCAACGUGGGAAGCUCUGCCUUCUGCCAAUGGUGGCUCAGCUACUGGAUCAACCAGGGCAGCGGGAACGCCACGGUAGUCCCAGGAAACAGCUCUGAUGCAAGCAUCGGCAUGAAGGACAAUCCCAUGAUGCAAUACUACACUGCUGUUUACGCCUCCUCCAUGGGCGUCAUGCUGCUCCUGAAAGUCAUCAGGGGCGUGGCCUUCGUCAAGGGAACUUUACGCGCCUCCUCUAGACUUCACGAUCAGCUCUUCCGUAAGAUCCUCCGCUGCCCCAUGAAGUUCUUCGACGUAACUCCCACAGCUCAAAUCCUGAACCGUUUCUCCAAAGACAUGGAUGAAGUUGACACCCGUCUGCCCUUCCAGGCCGAGAUGUUCAUCCAGAACCUGAUCCUGGUCUUCUUCUGCCUCGGCGUCAUCAGCUGGGUUUUUCCAUGGUUCCUGGUGGCUGUGGGUCCUCUUGUGUUGCUGUUUGCAGCGCUGCAUGGCAUCUCCAGGGUUUUCAUCCGGGAGCUAAAGCGCCUGGACAAUGUGACCAUGUCCCCCUUCAUGUCCCACAUCACGUCCAGCAUCCAGGGCCUGUCCACGCUGCAGGCCUAUGGCCGGGGCCAAGACUUCCUUGCCAGGUACCAGGUUCUGCUAGACCAGAACCAGGCUCCGUUCUACCUGUUCAGCUGUGCCAUGCGCUGGCUGGCUGUGCGUCUGGAUGUCAUCAGUGUAGCUCUGAUCAGCAUCACCGCCCUCAUGAUGGUCCUGAUGCAUGGGAGGAUCCCUACCGCAUAUGCUGGCCUUGCCAUCUCCUACGCUGUGCAGUUAACAGGGUUGUUCCAGUUCACCGUGCGCCUGGCAUCUGAGACUGAAGCUCGCUUCACAUCCGUCGAGAGAAUCCACCACUACAUCCAGUCCCUGUCCCAGGAGGCCCCGGCCCGGAUCAAAGAUCAGGCCCCUCCUGAUGACUGGCCCCAGCAAGGGGAGCUGGUGCUCAGGGAGGUGGAGAUGAGGUACCAGGAGAACCUCCCUCUGGUCCUCAACAGGAUCUCCUGCACCAUCCGGCCCAGGGAGAAGAUCGGCAUUGUGGGCAGGACCGGAUCAGGGAAGUCGUCUCUGGGCGUGGUUAUUUUCAGGCUGGUUGAGCGCUGUGGAGGCUCAAUCCUGAUCGAUGGUGUCGAUAUCAGUGACAUCGGUUUGGCCGACCUCCGGAGUAAGCUGUCAAUCAUCCCCCAAGACCCAGUGCUGUUCAGUGGGACUAUCAGGUCUAAUCUGGACCCUUUUAAGCAGUACAAUGAGGAGCAGAUCUGGGACGCUCUGAGUAGAAGUCACAUGAAGGAGAGUGUGUCCCAGCUGCCCCUGAAGCUGGCGUCAGAGGUGGUGGAGAACGGAGAGAACUUCUCAGUUGGAGAGAGACAGCUGCUGUGCGUUGCCCGAGCUCUGCUCAGACAUUGCAAGGUCCUGAUACUUGACGAGGCGACCGCCGCCAUGGAUGCAGAGACAGACGCUCUGAUCCAGGAGACCAUCAGGACGUCGUUCCAGGACUGCACCACCCUGACCAUCGCUCACCGCCUCCACACCGUCCUCGCCUCAGACCGCAUCAUGGUGCUCAACAAGGGACAGGUGGCAGAGUUUGACGAGCCUUCCAAGCUGCUGGCCAAUGAGAACUCUCGACUGUGCUCGAUGCUCGCUGCCAUGGAAAACAAGAUCUCAGUCCGAGGAUGAAGACGAGGAAGGAUCACAACGUGCUCGCCUCUGAUGAGCUGGCAGCGUGUGAUUGGACAGAAGGGUUUAAUAGCACAUGCUGGAUCAGUGACUGUAAACUCUGAGUGGAGUUUGGGUUAGAUGAUGACAGGAAGUGACCAGACGUCUCCUGACUUUUACCUGACCUUGCUGGAGAACGCCAAGAGGUCGAGGAAAGGUGUGAAGGAGAGUAAACAAGGAGCUGAGAGAGUGUGUCAGACUUCAACCUUCUUUAAAUUCAUACAACUAUUAUUAUGUUCUGUUAGUCACAUGGAGCCCUUUCAAAGUAAAACAUCAGUUUCAGCGCAGUCACGUCUUUAUAUCCAAUCCGCUCCCUUUUUUCAUAUCAGGUCUACAUGUCUACAGGUGUACUGGUCUACAGGUCUACAGGUCUGCAGGUCUACAGGUGUACUGGUCUACAGGUGUACUGGUCUACAGGUCUACAGGUCUACAGGUCUACAGGUGUACUGGUCUACAGGUCUAUAGGUCUACAGGUCUACAGGUCUACAGGUGUACUGGUCUACAGGUCUACAGGUCUACAGGUGUACUGGUCUACAGGUCUACAGGUCUACAGGUCUAUAGGUCUACAGGUGUACUGGUCUACAGGUCUACAGGUGUACUGGUAUACAGGUCUAUAGGUCUACAGGUCUACAGGUGUACUGGUCUACAGGUCUACAGGUCUACAGGUGUACUGGUCUACAGGUCUAUAGGUCUACAGGUCUACAGGUCUACAGGUGUACAGGUGUACUGGUCUACAGGUGUACUGGUCUACAGGUCUACAGGUGUACUGGUCUACAGGUGUAAAAAAGACAUGCAGACACCUGGAGACACAUUUUCAUUAUGUUCAAAGUUCAAAUAUCAGAUGAACAGAAAACGUUCAGUUCAGGUAUGAGUCUCUAAAAAAUGUAAAUGAAUCAGAGCAAUAAGUGAGAUCCUUUAACCUUCACCUCAGGGGAGUCCUGCAGGUGUAUAAUCUCUUCUUCUCUUUUUAAAGUGUGUUUAAAAUCUAUCUUGUGUGUGUGUGUGUGUCUGUGUGUGUGUGUGUGUGUCAUGUGGGUCAUGUG
Molecule: messenger RNA, 5326 nt
Organism: Labrus mixtus (cuckoo wrasse)
Lineage: Eukaryota; Metazoa; Chordata; Actinopteri; Labriformes; Labridae
Gene: abcc5
Product: ATP-binding cassette, sub-family C (CFTR/MRP), member 5
Exons: 29
Coding region: 75-4244 (1389 amino acids)
Biological process (GO): transmembrane transport
Cellular component (GO): membrane
Molecular function (GO): ATP binding; ATP hydrolysis activity; ABC-type transporter activity
Source: RefSeq, a predicted model, not a curated record